Molecule: messenger RNA, 660 nt
Organism: Knipowitschia caucasica
Lineage: Eukaryota; Metazoa; Chordata; Actinopteri; Gobiiformes; Gobiidae
Source: the annotation of a GenBank genome assembly
AUGAGGGUGUUUGUGAGUUUAGUCCUGGUUCUGGUCCUGAUUGAGACCAGAGCCAGUCCGAUACCAGAGUCUGAGCCAGAGAUCAGAUCUUCAGAGCUGGUGAGGGAGGAGUGUCUUCAGGUACCGCUGUCUCUGCAGAACAAAACCAAGGUCUCAGGCCAGUUUUACUUCCUCCAUGGCUUCACCGAUAAUCAUCUGUACCGGACCCUCCUGAACCUGACCUCCAGUUUCUGGGUCAACAUCACUGAGACUGAGUCUGGACUGACAAUGGAGCAGUUCAACAAGAUGAACGGGACUUGUUUGAAAACCCUUGCAACCGUAGCCAUCAGCGGAGACACAGGCAUUGUCACAGUGGCGAACAUGACCAGUCAGGUCCAGUACUUCAGUCUUGGGGACUCUUCUUUGGUUCUGGACAUCACCGCGUCCUCUCCUGGUGUCCGGGACUUUGUCAAGAAAGUAAACCUGGACCCAGACCAGUUCAGCCCGGAUCUUAAUGCCCGGGCCUUCUACCUUAUGAGUCAUGAUCCUGUCGUCAGCGACUCAGACCUGGAGUUGUUCAGACUGAGAGCGGACUGUAAAGGGUUCAGAGGAAAUCCGGAUUAUGUCCACAAGAACCAAGAGUACUGCUCAGAAGAGGAGUCGAUCCUGAUGGUUUACUGA